UACUACUGACUCGGAAGUGCAGCAUGCGUUGGUGCACUUAUACACCCUUUUCGUGGCAAUCAGUACAGCGACCUUUAUCUUGAUUGUCCGGACGACUUAGAUAACUGAAUACUUUAGGUAUCCUGAUAUACGACCAUAUGAUGACUCUCCCAGAAGAAAUCAUGUUUAUCUGGUGUCGUCCGAAAGCAUUGUCUGCAGUGUUAUUUCUCAUCAAUCGCUAUGUUGCCGUGCUCGGCAAUACCCUUGACCUAGCUAGCAAUUUUCUGCCCGUUUCGGCCAAGAGGUUUCAACCUUGCUUCUUGGAUAUCUACUAUUUUACUCAACAAAGACUUAGCUGUUCGAAAUACCUGCUGGUCAUACACGGGUUACGUCUUUUCCAACAAGUCUUCAUUUGCAUCACAUUGACUCUUCGCACUUAUGCUCUCUACGGCUGCAACAGGCGCCUGCUUAAAUGGAUGUUAAUCAUCGGCGUUGUUCUCAUAACAGGAGCGUCGGUGGGAGCUUUUGGACACGAUUCGGCAAAGAGUGUGGCCAACGGCGACUGCCAUGAAAUAUACACAACAGCGACAUCGAUCCGUCAUGGGACGACAUGGGUAGCAAUGUUUAUCUACGAACUACUCAUCUUUGUCCUCACAGUCUUUAGGACUUGGAAGACUAGGGGAUUGCCGCGGUUCUCUUUGAUAUCCAGGAAAGAUAUUCUUGAUGUCAUAUUUCACGAUGGUGUGAUAUACUUUGCAGGGAUGGCAUUGGUCAAUUUACCUAAUACUUUGACGUACUUCUCUGGUCCAGAUAUCAUUAUAGGCAACCUGAACGCAUUUACUACUUGCAUAUCUGUCACUCUGAUUUCUCGCCUGAUGCUUAACCUGCACAAAUGUAUUGACACUGGCAUUUUAUCUACUUCUGCCGAGACCGGCUCCGAUGUCCUCACCACCGAGGUCGACAUAGAGCUCGUGGAUUCCUCAAACCAUCCAUAGACUGGGGUUGGGUUCUGUUUAUAGAUGCGAAGUGGCGGAGACUGUCGUUGGAAGUUAAACGUUAAACCCUGCUCUUUUAGUUCUUUUCAAAUCUUGGAGGCAGCAUGGGUAUGUUAGACAUGAAUGUAGAAACAUCUCAUUUAUUGUUAUUAUUACCUUUGCCUUAUGAUAAUAGUAUAUAGUUUGCACGUACGUUAUGAAUUGUUGGCUAAUUCGACUACUUAUUCAUACGCGUUCUGCGACAUUCAUGCCGGUCGUUACACGUGAAGUUUCAUGGCUUUCGGACAAACUCGUAACCAUUGUGACAGGUUCAACGGAGCUUCCCUUUUUGGACGUGUAGUAACCACCGACUUCUACCUCCAG
Messenger RNA from Suillus bovinus, 1337 nucleotides. RefSeq lists its product as uncharacterized. The record is from RefSeq and is a predicted model, not a curated record. NCBI's taxonomy places the organism in Eukaryota, Fungi, Basidiomycota, Agaricomycetes, Boletales, Suillaceae. The coding region runs from base 138 to 974 and encodes 278 amino acids. The transcript has 12 exons.